AUGGCACCCAAGAAAGAGAAAGGUGGGUCUGGAAAUAUUGGCCCGAAGCUAUGGGAACCAUCACUCAUUGCAGCACAGUUCAAUCAGGCCGACUGGAAGUGUUCCGUUGCUUUUGUUGUCGGUGACAAGAUAGAGGAUGAGCUUCUCAUUAAUGCCCUCAUCCAAGCUAUUGAGCUUCCCCAGAGAAAACUUUUCAGCGUGGUGUCCUGGCAAGCUCUUCUCCAACAGAUCAAUGAAAUAUAUCCAUUUCCUGGAGCCACAGGAAAAACAAAGGGAAAGAAACCUAUAGGCAGUGGACCUUCCUUAUAUUCCGAGGUGUUAAUGGCAGCAAAAGCAAUUAUGGAGAAUGGCGAGAAAUUAACUUUACCGCUGAUAGGAAAACUCUUGAAAUUCCAGCUUCUCCACAUUAAAUCCAAGGACCAACAGCGACGGGAAAAUGAAAAGAAGAUGUCAGAAGACAGGCUUAAGGUAGAUAAAGAAAAAGCGAAAGGAAAAUCUUCCAAGGAGAAGAAGAUCUCAAAUACCAGUGGCAAGUUAAGCAAAGGAAAGGGAAAGGAGCUACCUGAGGCGAGCUUCACCGUGAAAAAGAGCACCCAGUUAAAACGGAGGGGAGAAGAGGAUGAAAUUAAGUCUUACAUUGAUGAUGAGCCAGAUGAUGGUGCCCAACAUUACAUUAUAGUUGUGGGCUUCAAGAAUCCUCAGCUAUUAGCAAUUAUGACUGAGCUUGGCAUUCCCAUAAGCAGCGUGAUUAAAAUAUCUUCCGAGAAUUAUGGACCUCUGCGGACACACCUGGCAGCAGUUAGCCAGCAGCAGGAAGCACUUGCUCAUCCAAAAGAUAUAGAAGCUGAAAACUUGAAGAAAAUGAAUGCCGAAAAAGAACUUGAAAUGUUUUGGAAGUACUUGGAGCCAAUCCUGAAUAACGAGAAACCUGAAACAAAUCUCUUUGAUGUGGCCCAACUUCAUUAUGUACUCAAGGAAGAAUACUUUCCUUCUGACUGGUCAAACAGUGAAAUGAUGUUGGAAUUGGGCACCAUUAUUUUUGAAAAUGUUGCCUGUUUGAUGUAUGACUGCCUAGAUUGGAAAAGGCAGCACCAGCACUAUUUGGAAAGCAUGAAACUUACUUAUGUCCCACUUAUGUUUGCCGAGAGACCUGUCUUGGAAACCAUAUUUCUUCCUGAGGUUGUUACAUCAGUAUCUACAAAGAAGAAGCCACAAAUUGAAGAUCAACUUCCACCAUCAGGCAUGUACGGGACCUUGUCUUUCGUGGGCAUCACCUCUGAAGUAGAUAUGAGAUAUUAUAAUGAUUUGUUGAACAUGAUUCCAGAGGAAUUUAUUUCGGUGCCUCUAAUUCUUCAUUGUAUGCUGGAACAGGUUGUGGCAACUGAAGAAGAUGCUGCCCCGCCCAGUUUGGUGCCGCCAUCUCCCAGAGCAGAUGGGUUGGACCCAAGAAUCGCAUCUCACAUAGUGUCCAUUCUGCCUUCUCUUUGCCUCACAGAGAAAGAGAGAAAGAAUCUCCACAAAAUAUUCUUAGCUGAAGAAGAGGAAAGAAAAUCUGGGCCCACUGGCCCUCUUCUACUGAACUAUCAUGAUCUUCAUGCCCAUAAAAAGUAUGCCUUGAAGGACCAAAAUAUUUUUGACCCAAUUCAAAUUGAGGAAGAAAUGCAGUCCAAGUUGCCACUGUGGGAAUUCCUCAAUUUUCCACUGCCCAUUCCAGGGAACAGUACUAAACGUCUCGCUACAAUUCAUGAGCUCAUGCACUUCUGUACAAAUGAUAUCUUGAGUUGGAAUGAAGUAGAAAGAGCUUUCAAAGUAUUUACUUUUGAGAGCCUAAAACUCUCUGAGGUUGAUGAAGAUGGAAACUUAAUAUCUGCUAAGAUGAUGUUUGGUGCCAAUUCUGAGAUGUUCGACAUCCCAUGGGACAACCCGGCCAAAUUUGCCAAGCAUAUAAGGCAGAAAUAUACCGCACAAAAUAAAGCCGAAGAGACCCAACAGCAAACAGAUAUGGAACCCAAAGACCGAAUACUAUUUGUGAGUCAGAAUUUGCCAGUACCUGUGCCAGAGGGGGAGAAUAAUAAAGACUUACCAGACUGUCGUUCCACUGAUGCCUACGAUAAAAAGUGUUCUGAUCCGAGUAUUAAGAAAACCUUAGACUCUGCAUAUAAAGAAGCAUCUAGUUGCCUUUCAAGCCUGAAAUGUCAGUUCCAAGGUGAUCUUUUGGACCAGAAUGAGUUCAAAGAUGAAACUGUCAUAAAGGCUGAUCCUCUUGAAAAGAAACCCAACAAGAUGACAGUUGAAGCAGUUUUAGAGGAUAUAAAGAAAACGCAGCAACGCAGUCUAGCCGACUGGAGUUUUACUGAACAUUUUAAGCCAAAAGUUCUGCUUCAGGUUCUUCAAGAAGCUAAUCAGCAAUACAAGUGUAUUGAUUCAUAUUACCACACCCAAGAUAACUCUUUACUAUUAGUUUUUCAUAAUCCAAUGAAUUCGAAGCGUAUGCAUUGUGAAAAUUGGGAAACUUCACUUCACUCUAAUGUUGGAUUCAGGAAUUAUUUGGAACUUGUUGCAAAAUCCAUUCAGGACUGGAUCAUAAAUGAAGAAGCUAAGUAUCAAGAACUUAAAAUGACUGAAGAAAUCAAUAAGAACAAAUCUGGUCAGGAAAUGAAAAUGUUCAGUGCCAGAACUUCUUCUAGCAGACUUUACUCUGUUAAAAAAUCUAAAAGUAAAGGAAUGAGUAAAACAGAGCUAUUGGAACAAGAAAAAGAAAAAGAGAAAGAGAAGAUUUCUUUUGUUUUAGAAGGUUCUCUCAAGGCAUGGAAAGAAGAACAAGAAAAAAUAGCAGAAGAAGAACGCUUAAGGGAAGAAAAAAAGGCAGAAAAGAAGAAUAGGGAAGUUGGUAAGAAGAAAGGCAAGGAAAGGGUAGAAAAAGAGGAGACCAAGAAUCUGAAAAAAAAAUCUGUUAGUAAGGAGAGAAAUAGAGAUGAGCCGAUGAAGAUCCCUGAAGAUGCAGAGGUGUUAAAUAUCUCGCAACCUGAGAUCACAUACCCGUUUCACGGAUACAACAUGGGAGACAUACCCAUCCAAAUCUCAGGAACCAACACGUAUCUGUAUCCUUCAGAUGGAGGACAGAUUGAAGUCGAAAAGACAACAUUUGUAAAAGGCUCAACUUUUGUCAAAGUGAAAGUUAACAAGGACAAGCACAGUUUUGUUGUUCAUUUAAUAGACCCUAAACAAAUUGUGAAAGAGGAAAUACUAGAAGAUGAUGAUGUUUCAGAAGAAUCGAGAGAACAAAAUGUUGAAGUGGAUGAAUUUCAUGCAAAGAAUAAAAUUGUCAGCAAGUUUGGAUCUUUCUCUGCCACCUUGGAAAAUGGAAUUUGUCUCUCAAUAAGUUAUUAUGGGUCAAGUGGACUGGCUCCAGAGGUCAAAGAUCCUAAUUUGGAAGCAAUGCUGGAUAUUCCAUCAGCACUUUCUCCAACAAUCAUUCCCACCCUGGCAGUUCCCCAAACCAAAGCAAAAGUGAGAAAAAGCAAAGAAAAACCCAAGGAAUCUCUUAGGGAAGAGGAGGCAAUGAAGGAAGAAGAGAAAAAAGAAGAAAUGGAACCAGAAUUCGUUAUUGAAGAGAUUCCCUUUGCUUCCACCUUCCAAAAUCUCAAUGUUUCUUGCCCUAAUGGACUUCUCGUGACCUUUCUUGGGCAAGAGUACUCAGAUCAUUUUAUCAUGGAUGACGAUCCCAGUUGUAACAUCAUGGUCAGACAGAGCUAUCCCCAAAAAGUGAGACAUUCUGAGUUCUACAAGGAGAGGCCAUUAAUGGAGCAAGAGGCAUCAAGGGUUAUCACCAGUCAAGGAACCGUUGUCAAAUACAUGUUGGAUGGAUCCACCCAGAUUCUCUUUGCAAAUGGUGCUGUAAGCAGUAGUCCUGAUCCUGGGCCUAUUUGUCCUCCUGUUGAGAUUCCAGCCAGCCUUCAUAGUGGUGACAUCAUAGACACAGCCUCUCAGCAGAAAUCAGAAAUAACUCCUUUGGAUGUUGUCACAAAGAAAGGUAAAAUUCACAAAAUCCAGUCACCAUUGAUACAUAAGAGCGAAAUCCAGGAACAUCCUCCAGAAAUCAUUCAAAUAGUAACACCCGUGGAGUCUAAUGUAGGGACCUGGUUUACAAUCACACCUGAAGGAAAUCGGAUUGCCACCAAAGGAUUGGAAAGAUUGUCAGAUUUAACCCCAUAUUUAGCCUUUCAGGCCACCGACCCUACUAAUGGAAUGAUUAUGACAACUCGAGAAGACAAAGUGAUCAUUGUUGAGAAAAAGGAUGGUACCUGCAUAGUGGAUCAUGCGGACGGUACAAGAAUCACAACCUUUUAUCAAGUUUAUGAAGAGCAAAUUAUUCCUCAAGAUUACCAAGGAACAAUAGAAAAUUUGGAGACUGUCACCAGGCAGGUGAAGUGCAUGAGGAUCGAAAAUGAACAUUAUGCCACAAUCAUCACCAACUGUGAGGAUAGUAGCUGCUGUGCCACCUUUGGGGAUGGGACGUCUGUUAUUGCAAAGCCCCAGGGAGUAUAUCAGGUACUACCUCCAAACACAGGCUGUCUUCUUAUUGAUAAAAAUUGUUCAGCUACAUAUUCUCAUGAAUCAAACAGUAAUAUGUACCAUGCAGUUCCCAAAACUGAUGAACUGAGAUGUAGUAGAUACAUCAUGAGGCAUACAUCAGAAGUUAUCUGUGAGGUCUUGGAUCCUGAGGGAAACCAAUUUCAGGUCUUGUCUGAUGGUAGCAUAUUUACUACAUUGCCUGAAAACAAUGUGGAAAAUGACUUAAGUGAAAACUUCAAGGACUAUGAUAGUUUAUCAACAGUCCAUCUUCAUAAGAAUCAUCUGCAGGUCUAUGGUGAACAUAUCCCCAGGUUCUUUGUCAUCUAUGCCGAUGGUUCAGGGAUGGAACUUCUUCGAGACAGUGACAUUGAAGAAUUCCUAUCGGUGGCUUAUGGAGAAUCAACUUCUGUAGUUCUACAAGAGCCAGUACAAGAACAGCCAGGUACCUUGAGCAUAACAGUUCUCCGUCCCUUUUAUGAAGCGUCACAGUGGCUAAUGAAGAAAGAACUCGAUACAAUUGUUCCUCCUAAUCUUCGAUCAAGAUCGUGGGACACAUUUCCUUCAAUUGAGAAAAAAACUCCAGGACCUCCUUUUGGCACUCACAUUUGGAAGGGUCUUAAUAUUGGUGCCAAAAAACUCAUAAGCACACCUGCUCCACUACUCAAGAAUCCGAGUGUGCUACAGAUUCGAAAGUUUAUCCAGCAUAAAGUCUUAAAGGAUGAUGUGAAAAUCCAGCUACAAAUUUCCCUUAAGGAUUAUAUUAACCACAUUCUAAGGAAAGAAGAUGAGCUACAGGAAAUGAGAGUGAAAGAUCUCAGAUCUGAAGAAGAAAGAGGCAAUGCUGCAGAUCUCCUUAAGCUAGUGAUGUCUUUCCCUAAAAUGGAGGAAACUACAAAAAGUCACAUUAGUGAAGUUGCAGAUCACCUGACUGACUUAUUCACGAAAACUUUGACUGAUGUCUCGUAUCCAUCAGACAUAUAUGAUGAAGAUGAAAUGGAAAAAAAGUUGAGGAACUUGAUAUCACAAAAGAACUGGCAAGAAAAGAUAACUAAAACAAGGAAGGAAAUUGAAAAAACAAAACGAUAUGUCAUGGAAAUUCGGAACAAAAUGAUCUCACCCUACUUCAGUUCUGAAUUUAAGUCCCAGUUUAAUUAUUUGGAUGCUCUUUCCAAAAACUUGCCUCCUUUUACAAAGAAAGAGGAGAGCACAAACAACAUAUCGGCUCAAAAUCUAUCUCAUAUCUACCUAGGACCUACGUUAUAUAAAUCUUCACUAAAGACACAGUCAAAUAUGUCCACUUUUCAAAAAUCAGUGAGCUUUAUAGAUAACAAGGAGGACGUUACCCAGGACCAUAUUGGAAAUGUACCCAUAUCUACCAAAGAACCAGAACCUUCUGAACCUGAAAAAAUCCUAACCCAGUCAUUGUUGGAGGAUGUCACAGGACAAGCCAGCAAAGAGAGAGAGAAGUUACCUCGCUAUUUGAAGAGUUCUAAACCCAAAUCUCAACCUCCCACAAAGGUAGAAGAUAUUGUUGGAGGGAGAGUAAAUACAUCCUCUGUUGCUUUGGCUGCUAUUAAUAACUCGAAUGCUCCCAUGUGCGAAUUCCAUCUUCUUCCAUCAUCAGUGAAGCUGGGAGAGAUUGAAGAAGGAUACACUUAUGUGACUGUUGUAAAGCUCAAGAAUGUUGGUGUGGACUUUUGCAGGUUUAAGGUGAAACAGCCCCCGCCUAGCACAGGACUGAGAGUGACCUACAAACCUGGACCUGUGGCAUCUGGCUUGCACAGAGAACUGAAGGUGGAGUUAUUUGCCAUGGCAAUUGGAGAGGAAAAUAUGACAGGAUCCUUAAACAUCUCUCACAAUAUUGAGAUUGUGACAGAGAACAGUAUCUUGCAAUUGCCCGUGGAAGCCACAGUUUUACGAAGCAGCAACUAUGCUGAGAGAGAAACCAAUUUUUUCCAGGGGAUUCCUACAUCCACGAUCCAGAGGACCACUAAAAUUAGUCCCCCCUCACUGGGAGUCUUCUUAUCUCGUGACAUUUCUCAGUAG
This is a messenger RNA of Suncus etruscus (white-toothed pygmy shrew), 6621 nucleotides long. RefSeq names its product sperm associated antigen 17 (gene SPAG17). Gene Ontology annotation, biological process: epithelial cilium movement involved in extracellular fluid movement; axonemal central apparatus assembly. Gene Ontology annotation, cellular component: axonemal central apparatus. The transcript is spliced from 49 exons. The coding region runs from base 1 to 6621 and encodes 2206 amino acids. Lineage: Eukaryota; Metazoa; Chordata; Mammalia; Eulipotyphla; Soricidae. The record is from RefSeq and is a predicted model, not a curated record.